AUGACCGAUCUGUAUCGGAGACUUGCCUUGGUACAGGGCUGCUUCGCCAAAGUUCCUGUGCUUGAAGGUGAAAGAAACUGGCGAGAAUGGGAGGAUGGCAUUUAUGGCGCCCUUCGACAAUUCCAAGGCCUGGCCCUCCUUCAUACUGCGCCUCCUCCCGAUACCUCGACCGAAAAGGUGACGACCCCUGUCUCGUCCGACCUCUCUGACGACCACAAAUCUCCCAACACCAUGGUGGCUGCUGCCAUCCUCCAGUGUCUCUCCCGCUCUCUUACCAAGAGCUAUGCCCCCAUCGUCGACGACACGGCCUCCUACAAGACAUAUCACAUCUACUCUGCCCUCCGCGGAUACCUGCACUUGCAGGUCCGGGACUUUAUCUCUUUCCUUCCCUCCGAGUCCGAUGAUCUCCUCGACUACAUGGAGACUCUUCAGCAGAAGCAUGCCAGUCUGAGUCAGCUCGAGAUGUACUCGGAAAUGAUGCUGGUCUUCCAACUGCUGUAUGCCUUGCCUUCUCGCCACCAUGUCUGGCGCAACCAGCUCUGGGCUACCUCUGCCUUUCGUUCGACAAUCUCCAAAUUGCUAUCAGCAACAUGGAGCUUGCCCACUGCGGGUGCCCUCAUCAGCCAGUCGGGCUAG
Messenger RNA from Cryptococcus wingfieldii CBS 7118, 636 nucleotides. RefSeq lists its product as hypothetical. Bases 1 to 636 code for a protein of 211 amino acids. NCBI's taxonomy places the organism in Eukaryota, Fungi, Basidiomycota, Tremellomycetes, Tremellales, Cryptococcaceae. The record is from RefSeq and is a predicted model, not a curated record. The transcript is spliced from 2 exons.